AAGACUAUGGCAUUGACUUUUCUAAUUAAUUUUGAAUGCCAGAAAGCAGGAGCAAUACUCGGAGCAUAAAUAGACAGAUCUAAAGCACUCGAUAUGUCCAAAACAUCUUUACAGAGAGCAGAGCAGAGAUGUGCUAUUAGAUGAUUAAUGAUUUCUGGGUUUUGCUUCGAAUCCUACAUCGGUCAUCCAAGGGUUCCAGGUUCCUUCUGUGCUUUGCUAUGUCUGUAGCUCUGCUUCUUUCAUUAUUGUAACCGGGUUGGAACUGAUUAUAGGGGUUGGGGGAAAUUAAAUUUUGAAAUUUUGUGUUAGACGAAGAUUGGGUUUUGGUUGUCUUUCAGGUUGCUUAAUCAAGACAGUGAAUUAAGAAAAUGGGGAGCCAGGAGAGUGAUUCGUUUGAAAUCGAAAGUAAACACAAAGAAUUGGUUGAUUCUGUGAGAGUGAUGAUAGAUAAAUUGGAGAAUCCUAUAGUGUCCGAGCAAUGUAUAUAUAGAGCACCUUUGAAAGUUCGCGGAAUAAAUGAAGCAGCCUAUACACCUCGUGUCAUUUCAAUUGGCCCGUUUCACCAUGAAGAUGAGAGGUUGAAAUCAAUGGAAUCACUGCAACAGAUUAAAUUGAUUUACCUUAAGAGCUUUCUUGAUAGGACUAAGCUAAAAUUGGAGUUCUGUAUUAGCGAACUCAAAGCGCGGGAAACAAAAAUUCGAAAUUGCUAUGCAGAGAACAUUCAACAGAAGAGUGACGAUUUUGUGAGAAUGAUUCUAAUUGAUUCUUGCUUCAUAAUUGAGCAUUUCCUUAAAUAUUACAAGGCGGACCAAUGGAGAGAAAGCGAUCCUUUGUUCUUAAAACCGUGGCUCGCGGAAGAUGUAGCACAGGACUUGAUCUUACUUGAGAAUCAACUUCCAUUCUUUGUUCUUGAAGGACUUCACAACCUUGCCACUAAAAAUGAUCCUGAUCUUCCCUCAUUUCUUCAGAUUACUUUCAGGUACUUUAAGGCCCUCAACCAGCAAGCAACAAAAUAUGAUGUUGUGAGUGUGAGGCAUUUCACUGAUCUACUAAGAACAUUUUACUUAUCACCAAGCCGAAUAUUUCAAAAAAGAUCAGAAGUGGGCAGCAUAUUGGAGCAUCUAUAUUGUGCAAGUGAUCUAGUUAAGUCAGGAUUGGAGUUCAGGGAGAAUAAAACAAACAAAUGCUUACUUGAGUUACAAUAUGUUGAAGGUGUCUUAACAAUGCCACGUCUUGAUAUAUCUGAUAGGACUGAGAUUCAUCUGAGAAAUAUAGUUGCAUUUGAGCAAUAUCAUUAUCCUUCCGAGACCUAUAUUACCGAUUACUUGAAGGUCUUAGAUUUCCUAAUCAAUAGUGAGAGAGAUGUGGAUAUACUAAUUCACAAGAGAAUUAUCACUACUUUAUUGGGUGACAGCAAUGAAGUGGCUACUAUGAUUAAUCAUCUCUGCUCGAAUCUUAUCCAGCCAAAUAUGAACUUACAAUACUUGCUUAUAUGUAAGCAGUUGAAUGAGUUCUAUGAGGAACCUAUUCAUAAGUGGAAGACAAGCAUGAUACAUGAUUACUUCGGCACUCCUGUGAAAAUAGCAACUUCCAUUGCUGCUAUUGUACUACUUAUACUUACCCUUGUCCAAACCAUUUGUUCUGUCUAUCCACUAAUUAAGGGUACUUAAAUGGCUUAUCGUUUCAUCUUUGAAAUGUUAUGGAAUGCUUUUGU
Molecule: messenger RNA, 1714 nt
Organism: Diospyros lotus (date-plum)
Lineage: Eukaryota; Viridiplantae; Streptophyta; Magnoliopsida; Ericales; Ebenaceae
Product: UPF0481 protein At3g47200-like
Exons: 1
Coding region: 369-1670 (433 amino acids)
Source: RefSeq, a predicted model, not a curated record